UCUCCUCAGAUGGGUCCGAUGCCAUCGGGAUCUUUGACCUGCUGGACCAGGAGAACGAGCUGGUGGACCCAGACAUCAUCAACAUCUCGCCCACCACUUCCCCAGUGCACUCCCCCGGCUCUCAUUACCACCACGGAGGUGACGGCAGUAAGGGCCAGAGUACGGACCGCAUGGAGUCUCAUGAAGAGGUUCCUAACCUCCUGCAGCAGCCUCUGGCACUCGGCUACUUUGUCUCCACGGCUAAAGCCGGCCCACUACCUGACUGGUUCUGGUCAGCCUGUCCGCAGGCUCAGAACCAGUGUCCACUCUAUCUCAAGGCCUCUUUGCACCUCCAUGUGUCUUCAGUGCAAUCAGAUGAACUACUGCACAGCAAACACUCCCACCCCCUCGACUCCAAUCAGACCUCAGAUGUACUCAGGUAAACAACACUCCAACACAAAUACUAUCACUACCGUGCUGACUGCGUCUUCAGGGGGAUUUUUGUAUCCCAGAUUUGUUUUUUGGAUGCAAAUGAUGUCGAUGUACCAGAGUUUAACGUAUGUUUGAAAUACUGCAGCUCGUCUUUUAACAGGAACGCACAGGCGACAUCGCUUUUCCUUCAUACUGGCCUCCCUUUACAGAUUGUAGAUUUUAUUGUUUACCUACAAAGCAUUUCAAGGUCAUUGAGGUCCGUGAAACGUUGCUCCUUGUUGUCCCGAGAUCAGGGGAGACCGUGCCUUUUCAUUUGUAGCCCCCAAACUCUGAAACGAGUUGCCUCUACAUGUUAAGCUGCCUUUAUAUAUUAUUUUAUUUUCCUUUUCUUCCUUUAACACCUUUUAACUUAUUUCAAGUGCAUUUGAACCUCCGAAACCUGAGAUAUUGGUUGAAUUUCUCCUAAAAACGGGGGUUUUAAAUAGAAGAACCCAGCACACUGCUCUUGCUCA
Plectropomus leopardus (leopard coralgrouper) is the source of this 923-nucleotide messenger RNA. The record is from RefSeq and is a predicted model, not a curated record. NCBI's taxonomy places the organism in Eukaryota, Metazoa, Chordata, Actinopteri, Perciformes, Serranidae.